CUUCCUUUUUGUUCUUCCUGUUUCAGAAUCAGAAGACGGGUCAGACUUGUUGUACGAAGUAAACAGGAGUUGUAUCGCUACAUCUAUCAAGUUUAUAAAUUUGAAAUCAUGUCUCCAACUCCGAAAAGGCCCUGCACCAGUUCCUUGGAUGACAGUUUAGAAAAAAGGAUAAAACGAAUUUCGAUUGAAGGCAAUAUUGCUGCAGGUAAAUCCACCUUUGUGUAUGCACUUGAGGCUCAGGGUAAGGACUGGGAGGUGGUUCCAGAGCCCAUUGCCAGGUGGUGUAAUGUGCAGACCCAAAACAGUGAAUUUGAGGUACUCCGGUUUCCUCCCACAGUCCAAAGACAUGGCUCAGGCAGUAAGAGCAGUCAUCUGGCAGUCGGAGGGUUGCCGGAGCUCACCACCUCUCAGAAGAGCGGAGGGAACGUGCUGCAGAUGAUGUAUGAGAAACCAGAGCGCUGGGCCUACACCUUCCAGAGCUACGCCUGCAUGAGCAGGAUUCGCUCCCAGAUCAGAUCCACCAAUGGAAAGCUCAGAGAAGCGGACAACCCCGUGCAGUUCUUCGAGAGAUCCGUGUACAGCGACAGAUACAUAUUUGCAGCGAACCUGUACGAGAGCGAAUGCCUGAAUGAAACGGAGUGGGCCAUUUACCAGGACUGGCACGGGUGGCUGCACAAACAGUUCGGGAAGCACAUCGAGCUGGACGGGAUCAUCUACCUCCGAGCUACACCCGAGACAUGCCUUGAGAGGCUGCACCAGCGAGGAAGAGAGGAGGAACAGGGCAUCCCCCUGGAGUAUUUAGAGAAGCUCCACUUCAAACAUGAAAGUUGGUUACAGCACAAGACCAUGCGCAUGGAAUUUGACUAUUUGUACGAUGUGCCGGUUUUAACUCUGGAUGUAAAUGAAGAUUUUAAAGGGGAUAAAAUUAAAUGCGCCGAUAUGAUUGAGAAGGUGAAAGAGUUCCUGAGUACUUUAUAAACACUGGUCAGGUGCUGGAGAGGACCAUCAGUUGAAGUCAGUCAAGAGAAAUAAUUUGGCACAGACAUGAAUUUAAAUGAAAUCACAGUUUUCUGAAAUAUGUGACAGUUUAUUGGUUUUUAAAUUAAGAUUUGUGUGUAAUAACCCACAAACCCACUCAUUUACCCAGUGUGUUUCCAUGUAUAUUUUUUAAGUUAAUAUUAAAUAUGUGCUUAAUGUAUAUGCCCAUUUCAAACCCUGAACUAUGUGGGAACUCCAGCUGCAGAGAGAACCUGAGCUCAUGAUUUACUUACCGCCAGUGAGAAACACGUGACCCAGUAGUGCGUUACCCCAACUCCGCCAUGUCACUGCAGCAGAAGGGGAGUCUACGCCUCGUUCUUCGCACCCCUCUCCGCACACUAAACGAGAGGCAGUCUGUGGAGCGGGACGAAUCAGCGGAUUCUGCACCAUGGACAUUUCACAGCUCUCCUUCACCCGAACCAUAGAGGCCAGUCCAAAGGGACCAGACUGCAGUUCAUUAUUAAUAAUUAUCCUGGUGAUUAUACUAUGUGUACACAUGUUCUGGGACCCAUUCAUAAAGGAAGGGAUAGGGCAACUCCAGGACAAAUGCAGGCGUUUUCCCCAUCCUGAACCAGGUGUCCUUACACACCGGUAUUAAGGGGCGGCAGUUCCAGAUCACAACUUGCUUUUUAAACAGUCGAUAUCUUUCUCUCAUUCCACAUAAAAUGAGUAUAAAUCAUGAAUGGCCAGCAUUCGCUAGACUCCAUAUGACAUGUUAGGUGUUAGGUAAUGUGCUAUGUUUUAACACUUUAAAUGUAUAAGUAGAUGUAUCCCAGUAAUUGGCUAAAAGUUUAAGUUUUACAAAUUGUGGAACAAUAUUUUAAUAUAAAAUAUACAAAUAUUUCUAA
Molecule: messenger RNA, 1886 nt
Organism: Conger conger (European conger)
Lineage: Eukaryota; Metazoa; Chordata; Actinopteri; Anguilliformes; Congridae
Gene: dck
Product: deoxycytidine kinase
Exons: 8
Coding region: 109-978 (289 amino acids)
Biological process (GO): nucleobase-containing compound metabolic process
Cellular component (GO): cytoplasm; mitochondrion
Molecular function (GO): ATP binding; deoxycytidine kinase activity
Source: RefSeq, a predicted model, not a curated record